UUAAUAAGAACAAAGACUGUGCAGCCAUACUACAGAAAAUCCGUCGGAAAGGAAGGGAUGGUGUAUAUACCAUUUAUCCAGAUGGAAUACGAGGGAAGAGAGUGUAUUGUGACAUGACAACAGAGGGAGGGGGUUGGACGGUUUUACAAAGAAGACAGGACGGUUCUACAGAUUUUUACCGGACUUGGCGAGAAUAUAAACAAGGAUUUGGGGAUCCCUCUAAAAACUACUGGAUUGGAAAUAACGCAAUCUAUCAGCUGACAAAGAAGAAGGACCAGGUAUUACGAGUUUGGCUUCAAAAAUUUAAUGGCGACGAAGGAUACGCUCAGUACACCACUUUUUAUGUCGGGAACGAAGGCAGUAAAUACAAACUCACUGUGUCGGGAUAUUCAGGAACCGCAGGCAGGUAUUUUUAAACACAUCUUUUUAUUAUUAUCCAGCACUGUAAUAUGAUGAUAAGAUGAUUGCAAAUGUCUAGUAAAAUUAACAUAAUUCUAAUUCUAAUUAUUUUUAUUAUUAUACUCGGUAAUUACAAACCUAAACAAUAUUGACAAAACCUGCAAUUUCUCGAUAUCUCACUAAUUCAGAACAUUUAAAGCUUAGUGAUAUAAAUCUAGGUUACGUAGUAAGAUUAAAGUAUUUAAUGUUAACACGUAUCUUUAUCUAUACCAAUACUUUGUACAUACAAGUACACACAAGUACUCUGUAGUUGACAUUAAAAAUAUGCUAAGGUUUCUGACUGACAAUAUCUAUGUGGUUUUGGGGGACCAGGUCUUCAAACAAUCUGUUGGAAUUCUUAUGGGUACCAAUUGUGCCCCUUUAUUAGCAGACCUCUUUUUGUAUUCAAAUGAAGCAGAAUUUGUCCAAAAUCUUAUGCGUGAAAAGAAGAAAAUACUUUCUGUGGUUUUCAACUCGAAACUUAGAUAUAUAGACGACGUAUUGUCAAUAAACAAUGGUUACUUCCAUUUUUAUGUGGAUACGAUAUACCGGUAUUCUGGUGAGCCUGA
Messenger RNA from Saccostrea cuccullata (small rock oyster), 1007 nucleotides. Its product is annotated as angiopoietin-4-like. The record is from RefSeq and is a predicted model, not a curated record. NCBI's taxonomy places the organism in Eukaryota, Metazoa, Mollusca, Bivalvia, Ostreida, Ostreidae.